AUGGAGUCCGCCAUUCGUUGGUCUCCAAGCUCCACUACUACCGAGCAGCGCUUCCUCUCCGUCGACGUCACAGGCAAGGCAUUUCGUCUAUGCAAGGUGACAGGGUAUAACGCUUCCGAUAAGACCCUCCGACACGAAGUACUGUCUACCCUUGUCGAUGUCCCCUCCUUUCGCGCAUUUGACUGGUCUACAUCCAACGAGAAUCUCAUCGCCGUGGGGCAGUCAUCCGGCGAAGCCACGAUCCUGCGACUCGAUGCCAGUGUGAAGGAGUCGCUCUCCUUCCCCGUUCGAAACCAGCGAUACUGUAAUGCAGUAGCGUUCAGCACACACGGGCUCGUGGCUUCAGGUCUUGAUCGCGUGCGAAACGACUUUUGCUUGAAUAUCUGGGAUGUCAACCAGCGACUCAGCCCCGCAGGUGGGAGCAAAGGGUUUCCAGAACCCUUGCGAAAGCUAGCGAGUUCGGAGCCGAUCACGAGUAUCAAGUUCUUUAGGGAUCAGCCAGAUACCUUGGUAACGGGUGUCAAGGGCCAAUUCGUCCGCAUUUACGAUCUUCGAGAGGGCCCAGGCAAUCCUUCCUUGCAAUUCCAAACCCGUUGUGUCCACAACCUAGCCAUCGACUGGCUCGACGAGAAUUACAUCGCGUCUUGUCAGCCCACUAACGAAAGCACCGUUUGCGUCUGGGAUCGUCGCGUAGGCGCUCGACUCGUAUCGCCAUCGGUUGGUUCUUCAGCAAGCAGUCCAGACUCUAAUCAAUCCAUCGCCGCACUUCAGUUCAAGAGUGUGUUCGACUCCAAGUCCUCGAUCUGGAGCUUGCGCUUCUCCAAGACCACCCGAGGUUAUCUGGGAGCACUUUCCAGCACUGGCCAUUUCAAAGCCUUUGAGAUCGCUAAAGACUACCAGUCUGAGGAAUAUCGAGCUUCAAUCGACGAAACCUUUGGACAAGGCUCUUUCAAGAAUUAUCCAGAGCCGGUCUACGCGAGACAUAUCCGGGAUGUGUGUCUUCCUUUCGACCAUCCAACUCGUGGGUGUGAGGAGAAAGACCGUGUGGUGACAUUCGACUUCUUGAACUUGAAUAUGUCACCCCAGCCUAGUGCUAUCGCUCUCGAUGGCCACGGACAACCGCGGAUCGUUACCGCGCGGCCACCUUGUGCGCCCGUUAGCCUGUCGUCGCGAGGAGGGCUGGCGUUUGGCAUCGCGUCCGGUGACUCGGACAUCAGGACUAUCCAUCCUCUAUCCGAACUAAUCUCCCCGAUUUCCGGGCUGGUCGAGAAUAUCAGAGCACGUGUGCUGUCAAGCUCAAAGUAUCCGUCACCGGAUGCAGACAAAAAGUCGGCCGAGUCCGGAGGACUGAAUACAGACCCCAUUUCAAGCCGAGAAAUGCGGGAACGUGCGAUGUCACUCGGAACUUUGGGUGUACUUCUCACUGCUAAAGAGGCGUUGACCCUGUCUACUCUUGCCCAGUCACGGUGCAGAGAGGGCUACCUCUUCAAUGAGGCUCGAAACCGGUCAAUUGUCAAGGACGAUCCUGCUCUCCAGGACUUAUGGACCUGGAUUCAACGUAAGUCUGAAGGCUAUGAAUUCCUGGAUUCAAUCAGCGCUAAUAACUCUUCAGGUGCCCGAUCCGAUUCUUCGGGAACGACAAUGGUUGUGAACGGCCUGGAUAUGAAUUACAUUGGCGUUAGCAAUGUCUGGACUAACGAUAUGGGUUUGUUCUCCCUGGCAUAUACUUUGAAACAAUUUCGACUGACUGUCAUCAUAGGUCAUGACUUUGAACAACGCCGCAUCAGCACGAAGGCUGACGACCCGAAGAGCGUUGCUGAAGCGAUCGCCCACCUCGUUGAGCAGUUGAACCUGCCCGAAACCAAAGGCUGUGAAACAGCUUACCCCGAGCAUCGACGUCUCUGUCUUCACAUAUGUGGGGCGACAUCAUCAUACAAAGAGCUUGUGGAGACAGUGAAGACCCUCUCUUCUGAGAACCAGCAUACCAAGGCGGCCGCAUUGGCGGUCUUCCAGGACGAGGCCAAAUUGGCAUAUCUCGCACUUCGGAGUAACGAACCUGCUCAAGCACAUAAACUACUUGCGAUGGCCAUCGCUGGCGCCGCAAAGGGCGAUAACAACUCUGACUGGGAAGAGACCUGCGCCGAGAUCUCCAAAGAACUGACAGACCCCUAUGCACGAGCAAUCCUAGCCCUCGUGAGCAAAGGUGACUGGCACGCUGUCAUUCAAGAGACCACACUCCCGUUGAAGUAUCGCGUGGAGGUCGCACUACGAUGGCUCCCCGAUGACGAGUUAACUGACUAUUUGGAAGACGCCACUUCCGAGGCCAUACGUGAAGGAGACAUCGAGGGUGUGGUACUCACAGGCUUAGGCCAUCUCGCCAUGGGCCUGUUCCGCUCAUACAUCGAGAAGUUCAACGACGUCCAGACCCCGGUUCUGGCCAUGAGCCACACUGUCCCGCGCAUUAUCAGCCAUCCACCCUUCGUCACCCAAUUCAAUGCCUGGCGUGAGACUUAUCGCCAGCAGAUGAAUUCCUGGAAGAUGCAGCUUGACCGUGCUCGGUUUGAUGUCGAGUCUCGUCGCUUCGCUGUGACCGUGGAUGGACGCAAGCUUAUUCCUCCACCACCACAACAAGUCAGCCUGACUUGCAACUAUUGUACGCGCCCGCUUACCCAGCACGACGCCUCUUCUCAAGUCUCUCCCUCUGCCACCGUCGAAACAGUGCACCCGACAAUGGGUAAUCCGCUGGGAUCUGCGACCAUGUCGGGGACCGUGUGCCCGCGAUGCGGUCGCCAUAUGCCUCGCUGUGGCGUCUGCACCAUGUGGCUAGGAACCCCUGAUCCAAUGUCGAAGGGAAUGACGGCCGCCGAUGCGGAAGCCGAUCCACGCAAGGCCACCGAAGACGAAGUCAUGAAGCGAUUCGUGGUCUUCUGUAUCAAUUGCAACCAUGGACAUCAUGCGCACCAUGCUCGAGAUUGGUUUGCGCGACACAAAGUCUGCCCAGUCGCCGAGUGUAAUUGCAUCUGCGAUCGGUGA
Messenger RNA from Penicillium cataractarum, 3033 nucleotides. RefSeq lists its product as uncharacterized. The transcript is spliced from 2 exons. Gene Ontology annotation, biological process: positive regulation of TORC1 signaling. Gene Ontology annotation, molecular function: protein binding. NCBI's taxonomy places the organism in Eukaryota, Fungi, Ascomycota, Eurotiomycetes, Eurotiales, Aspergillaceae. The record is from RefSeq and is a predicted model, not a curated record. Gene Ontology annotation, cellular component: cytoplasm. Bases 1 to 3033 code for a protein of 1010 amino acids.